UAGCUCUCGAUCAUGCUGGAGCUCUCUAUCGCGCGCGCACACACUUCAAACAACACAAGAAAAAUGAAAGACGAUGAAGAAAGCGACAACGUCACAUUCGGUUGAAACGGUUGAGGUAACUCAAGUCACAUACGCAACAAAAUUUCUUUCUCUCUCUCUUUUCGCUACAUAUACACACAUUACAACCAAGUGUGUAUAUCAAUUGAAAAGUAUUUUUCAUACGCAUCGCGAAGCCAACCGAAUAAUGUUGAGGUUUUUAACGUAGCACGAACGAACGCGAACGAACGAAGACAAAAAAAAAACUAACUAAACACAAAAAUAAUUCCCAUGAAAUUUUUCUAUUUAUAAGUGACUUUAGAUAUCAAUGACAGUGAUUUUGAAUUUCAUUGCAAUUUGCGAGUUCAGCAAAAUAUCAUCAUCCAUCGUCUUCGCGAUCAGAUUUGUCGGGCGAAACGCGCUGUAAUCUUUUGAUUUUAUAACUAAAUGUAUUUUAUUGCAAUUGCAUUUAACGAUCAAAUGAAAGAUGACGAUUUUUAGAAGAAAACCUGUUAGUUUUUGGAUUAUACUUUCAUUUCACCUCAUUCUACUCACAAUUCACAUUGAUGCUGUUAAUCGAAAGGUGAUAUGCAAGAAAUCGAACAAAGAUCCAAAAAUAAAUGACAUCAAUUAUGAAUUCCAUGCGAAUUCACCGAAUGAAAUUUGUGACGAAGAUACGAUAUUUCCGACAACCACAUUAAGUACCGAAGCCACUCAUGAAAUCGGUGCAAAUAAAUUGAAAGAACUUGAUGGUUUGUCAACGCGUAAACCGCGAUCAGAGUAUACCGAUGGAAUUGUGCCGACAAAAUUGUUGCAAUUCGAUCCACAACAUCCGCCAGCAAGUGCGUCAGCCGUAGCCGAAGAACGUCAGAAUAAUCCAAAUGCUGAUAUUCAAGACAUCAUAACCGGAAUUGUUAAAUUACUAAAUGGAAACGUAAAUGUUCACGCAAAUACACAAUACUCACCGCCACCAACUCGACGAUAUGCUACGCGUAUAAAUAAUCGUGGUCCGCCUCGAAUAUCGGAAAUGCCACUUAUACUACCUGUCAUUGAUGAUAAAUUUAGUAAUAUUCCGCCACAAAAAACAACACCAUUUCCAAAUGGAAUGCGAAAACCACCAACUGUACCGUAUCCAUUUGAUAUGCCACCGCCGCCGCCGCCGCUGACAUCAUCACCGGAAAAACCACUUCGAAAUGAGCAUCCAUUGAUGGUGCACAAUAAACCAGUGCCAACAAAUCGACCACCAUGGCAUGGUUCACGAACACGACCACCGAUUCAAAUAACAAAUACAAAUCGUUUGCAAAUGCCCAGCCGAGUAUCACAUUUGCCACCGCAACCAUCACAAGAUCUUCGUCCGCCCAGCAAAACAAUUGUUAAUCCACCAGCAUACAGUACACGAAUUCCUGACGUAAAUAUUAAAAUGCCCGAUGUGUAUUCAAGUGAAAAACCAGCACCAAAUCCAAUGGAACAAAUGGUGACAAAACCAAAUGUUCAAACCGAACUACCUCCAAAAGAAAUAACUCGAAAACCAGAUCAUCCGAAGAAAACAACACGCAUUCCAUCGACCACAUCGAUUCCAAUUAUUGAAAGUAGCAAAGAAAUGGUCGAACUACCCGUUAGCAUACAAACACCUACCUCACCAUCGUUAUUCAUUCCGGAACGAUCGACAGAUGCAUCAGCUCCACCAGCAGCGGCUCCAUUUUCACAUGUACCACAUCCGUCGACUGAUUCAAAAGAACAUUUAAACACACCUGAGUUAUCGGUAUCGUCAAUUCGUACCACACAAGAAACAUCAUUAACAAUUAAAUCCACCACGGAACCAGUUGAAACGACGGCAAAGAACACAAUCUCACCAUCAAGAGUACAACAACCGACCGAAACCAUUGAUGCAACCGAUUUUAAAUCAUUUUAUGCACGUCCUGGCAUCGUUCUUGACGAUACAGAUUAUACACCCGGUACACCGGGUGCUUUGGAACCAUCAACUCAACCCGUUUUUCAUCAUGUUCAUCGUAAUACAGGCGUGCCAUCAUCGGCAACACUUUCAAACAUUUAUGCAGAAGUAUUUGAUGUCACAUUGUCAGCGAUUCAGGGCCAACCACAUCACAAUAAAGUGGUCGAUUUGAUUGAAAUCGGUAAUACCGAAGCGGGUGCAACUGAUGUGAUUGCAACGAAACUUUAUGGGACCGAUGGAAAUGAUAUCAUUGUUUCAGCAUCGGAUGAUAACAGUUUUGUAUCGAUCGAUGGUAAACGAACGUACAUCAAUCUAUUUGGGGAAACAGCCGAAACUGAACACCUGAAAAAACCAUUAAAAACCCAUGACGACAACCGAGUUUAUUCAUCGAAAACAGUCACACCAUAUGGUGAAAAAACGAAUUCAAUUCCGACGAAUCGAGGAAAACCAGUUCAAGUUCAUAAACCAUUUGCAAAUCAUACAACAAGUUCGCAGACACCAUUUACAAUGAGAUAUAAUUACCGAACAAAACCACAACAAAAUGCUGUUCGAAUCGAUACAUGUAUUGUUGGCGAUGAUUCUACUUGCGACAUUGCACAAAAUGAAGUAUGCAAAACGGAUUCGGGUGUGUCAAGUUGCCACUGUAGACCAGGUUAUUCUCGUCGCAAGUAUCGUGAUCCAUGCAGACGUGUUGUAUCGUUGAUUAUGUCAAUGCGAAUUGACAAAUAUUACGAUAAACCAAUCGUUUGGGAUAAAGUAUUUGCCGAUUCAAAUAGUGAACAAUUUGAACACAUUAAUUUCGAAUCACUACGAGCAGUUGAUUCGGUGAUGUCAAUGACGCCAUUUUCGGACGAUUUCAUUAGCGCUCGAGUGCAUAAUAUUUAUGCGGGCAACGCAAGUCAAGGUUCACCGGGUGUAUAUGUCAACAUGACCAUUCAACUUGAUGGCAAUACGGAAAGUGCCCGAAACUAUAUACAAUCUGAUUUACAAAAGCAAUUGAUUGCGGUCAUUCAUCGUCGAAAUAAUAACAUUGGCAAUUCAGCAUUGUAUGUCGAUCAACCGGCCGGUUCGAUAUCAAGUCUUUAUGAUUUGGACGAAUGUUCAUCGCGUGAGUUAAACGAUUGUCAUCCAAAUGCAAAUUGUACAAAUUCAUGGGGAACAUUUCAAUGCAAAUGCGCGGCGGGAUUGAGAGAUCCAUGGUCGGAUCAAAUUCAAAGGGCCGGCCGUGAAUGUAUUUCAUGUUCGAAUACGUAUUGUAAUAAUCGUGGAAGUUGUCAAUACGAUGAGAGUGGCACACAAUUGGUGUGUAUUUGUGCAAACAGCUAUUAUGGCAGCCAAUGUGAAAUUGACGGUGACAUUUUGGCUGUAUCGGUUGGCGCAUCAAUUAUAGCCGUGUUGAUUAUAACAUUGACAUUAGUUUGCUUGGUUAUGUGGGGUCGCCGAUGGAAUCAAGAACAAAAAGAAAUGGUUGGCAGUCCAGUAUUUAAUUAUAUAACACGCGCCAAUUUGGACACACACAUGAAAACGAUGCAAUCGAAAACAUACCAGGCCGCACUGGAAGAUCGAAUGCGAUGGGCUCAAAUUGCAGAUGUUAUGGCACAAUCCAAUCAUUAUGCGGUUGAACCAGUUGCACCGCAAAGAGUGCAACCAGCACCAUUGUAUGUAUAUCAAAAUAUGCAUCAUCCAAAUGGUACUGCCAGUCUCUCAAUGGCUGGAACAUUGCCCGUGGGACGUAAUCGUGAGCUAUCAAUUCCUAUUUCGAGAAUGGAUAUGGAAUCAGUGUCAAAGAUGCGAAGACAUGAGACUACAAGUUCAAGUGAGGAAGAUGAUUUAGUGGACUUACUUGGCAGUAACACAUAUCAGAGUCCAACCGGUAUCUAUUAUGAUGUGGAUUGUGAAUCAUCCGAUCAGCAACAUGGCACAUCAACAUUACAAUCAACGCUGGAAAGUGGUGGUCCAUUGUUCAGUCUAUCGAAUGCGCCAAGAGUUCCAAUGUCAACUUAUACACCCAAUCCACAUCCUCGCAUGUACCCGAGAAACUAAUGCCUCUAAAAGAAAUGAUUUUUUCCUAUAUAAUUACUAUUUAUCUUAUAUUACUAUAAAAGAAAUGAAAAGUGUUCGCGAUAUAAUUUUAGUCUGUCCAAAAUAGUUUCUCAAGUUAAACAGCAUUUUUUUGGUGUUCAAAACUUUACCUUUAAAAAUGCCGUUUAAGUUCAGAAACGCAUGCAAACAGUUCCACGGAAUCAAAUGAGCUUAUUUAUUUAUUUAUUAAUUGAUUUUUUCUAUGUGUAAAUAAAAAAAAAUGCGAAUCGCACAAUUAUCGUAAAUUAAGUUCUUUCCCCAUUUCGACAAAUUGGUCGAUCAAUCAAAACUGCACUGAUCUAGCAUCUAUUUAUUAUUCGCAUCCCAUUCUAUUCAGAGACUGUUUUUUAGAGCAAUAUAUGUGAAAAGAAGCGCUCUGAAGAGUCGGAGAAGCGCCUAACUUUUAAGACUUUGCUCAGUGCUUCUCCGGCACCUCUUCACAUACAUUGCCCUAAAAACAGUCCCUGAUUCUAUUAUAUAUAUAUUUUUUCUUUUUUUUAUAAAAUAAAAUUUAUUUGUUAUAUUCAGACAAUAUAUUUAGC
Contarinia nasturtii (swede midge) is the source of this 4611-nucleotide messenger RNA. RefSeq lists its product as uncharacterized. The record is from RefSeq and is a predicted model, not a curated record. Gene Ontology annotation, molecular function: calcium ion binding. NCBI's taxonomy places the organism in Eukaryota, Metazoa, Arthropoda, Insecta, Diptera, Cecidomyiidae. Bases 524 to 4030 code for a protein of 1168 amino acids. The transcript has 10 exons.